UCCGCUUUCGACACGUGUUUAUGGAAGAACAACAAACAAGCUUUAACUGGAAGCGGAGGAAAAGCCCAGUUGAGGUAAUUUGCUGUCACAUUGACAAGUCUAGGAGGAACAGGAGGUUGCAUCCAACCCAUUUCACUGCAUCACAUCAACAGUAUCCUGGUCAUGGUAGAAUUCUUAUCAAGGGUCUGAGGAAACAUUCAACUGAAGGCAAAGAGACUGUUGAAAUGUCAAGUCUUGAGCUAUCUUGUCAGACGGUACUCCAAGGCCCACAAUGCUCAAAAGACAAAGAGACUGUUGAAAUGUCAAGUCUUGAGUUAUCUUGUCAGACGGUACUGCAAGGCCGACAGUGUUCAGAGACUAGGAUCAAACGUGAGAAUGAGACUCUGGAAGCAUCUGGACGUCAGCAGAGCACAAUAGAUGGGACAAGCAUUAGUGAGGAGAGAAUAGAUGAAGGAGAUAGUGCCCUUGGUGGAAACAAUGGAUCAAGUGAAUGUGAGAUGACAGAAUCUACAGGAACUGAGUGUUCACACUGUAAGAAACUAGAUGGGACAAGCAUUAAAGAGAGAAUAGAUGAAGGAGAUAGUGCCCUUGGUGGAAACAAUGGAUCAAGUGAAUGUGAGAUGACAGAAUCUACAGGAACUGAGUGUUCACACUGUAAGAAACUAGAUGGGACAAGCAUUAAAGAGAGAAUAGAUGAAGGUGAUUGUGACCUUGGUGGAAACAGCGGAUCAUGUGAAUGUGAAAUGAUAGAAUCUACAGGAACUGUGUGUUCACACUCAUGUGGAUCUCGGCGAAAUGAGGAAGAAAGAGGAGAUAGGGCCCUUGGUGGAACCGGUGGAUCAUGUGAAUGUGAGAUGACAGAAUCUACAGGAAGUGUGUGUUCACACUGUAAGAAAAUAGAUGGGACAAGCAUUAAAGAGGAGAGAAUAGAUGAAGGAGAUCGUGUCCCUGAUGGAAACAAUGGAUCAUGUGAGAGGACUGAAUCUACAGGAAUUGUGUGUUCACACUAUAAGAAAAUAGAUGGGACAAGCAUUAAAGAGGAGAGAAUAGAUGGAGGAGAAUGUGCUGUUGGUGGAAACAAUGGAUCAAGUGAAUGUGAGAUGACAGAAUCUACAGGAACUGUGUGUUCACACUAUAAGAAAAUAGAUGGGACAAGCAUUAAAGAGGAGAGAAUACCGGUAGAUGGAGAAGAAUGUGCCGUUGGUGGAAACAGUGGAUCAUGUGAAUGUGAGAGGACAGAAUCUACAGGAACGGUGUGUUCACACUCAUGUGGAUCUCGGCGAAAUGAGGAAGAAAGAGGAGAUAGGGCCCUUGGUGGAACCGGUGGAUCAUGUGAAUGUGAGAUGACAGAAUCUACAGGAAGUGUGUGUUCACACUGUAAGAAAGUAGAUGGGACAAGCAUUAAAGAGGAGAGAAUAGAUGAAGGAGAUUGUGUCCCUGAUGGAAACAAUGGAUCAUGCGAGAUGACUGAAUCUACAGGAAUUGUGUGUUCACACUAUAAGAAAAUAGAUGGGACAAGCAUUAAAGAGGAGAGAAUAGAUGGAGGAGAAUGUGCUGUUGGUGGAAACAAUGGAUCAAGUGAAUGUGAGAUGACAGAAUCUACAGGAACUGUGUGUUCACACUAUAAGAAAAUAGAUGGGACAAGCAUUAAAGAGGAGAGAAUACCAGUAGAUGGAGGAGAAUGUGCUGUUGGUGGAAACAGUGGAUCAUGUGAAUGUGAGAGGACAGAAUCUACAGGAACGGUGUGUUCACACUCAUGUGGAUCUCGGCGAAAUGAGGAAGAAAGAGGAGAUAGGGCCCUUGGUGGAACCGGUGGAUCAUGUGAAUGUGAGAUGACAGAAUCUACAGGAAGUGUGUGUUCACACUGUAAGAAAGUAGAUGGGACAAGCAUUAAAGAGGAGAGAAUAGAUGAAGGAGAUUGUGUCCCUGAUGGAAACAAUGGAUCAUGCGAGAUGACUGAAUCUACAGGAAUUGUGUGUUCACACUAUAAGAAAAUAGAUGGGACAAGCAUUAAAGAGGAGAGAAUAGAUGGAGGAGAAUGUGCUGUUGGUGGAAACAAUGGAUCAAGUGAAUGUGAGAUGACAGAAUCUACAGGAACUGUGUGUUCACACUAUAAGAAAAUAGAUGGGACAAGCAUUAAAGAGGAGAGAAUACCAGUAGAUGGAGGAGAAUGUGCUGUUGGUGGAAACAGUGGAUCAUGUGAAUGUGAGAGGACAGAAUCUACAGGAACGGUGUGUUCACACUCAUGUGGAUCUCGGCGAAAUGAGGAAGAAAGAGGAGAUAGGGCCCUUGGUGGAACCGGUGGAUCAUGUGAAUGUGAGAUGACAGAAUCUACAGGAAGUGUGUGUUCACACUGUAAGAAAGUAGAUGGGACAAGCAUUAAAGAGGAGAGAAUAGAUGAAGGAGAUUGUGUCCCUGAUGGAAACAAUGGAUCAUGCGAGAUGACUGAAUCUACAGGAAUUGUGUGUUCACACUAUAAGAAAAUAGAUGGGACAAGCAUUAAAGAGGAGAGAAUAGAUGGAGGAGAAUGUGCUGUUGGUGGAAACAAUGGAUCAAGUGAAUGUGAGAUGACAGAAUCUACAGGAACUGUGUGUUCACACUAUAAGAAAAUAGAUGGGACAAGCAUUAAAGAGGAGAGAAUACCAGUAGAUGGAGGAGAAUGUGCUGUUGGUGGAAACAGUGGAUCAUGUGAAUGUGAGAGGACAGAAUCUACAGGAACGGUGUGUUCACACUGUAAGAAGAAACAUGAAAUAUCCGACAAAUCUGUCAAAAUCCCUCUUCAUUGUUUCUUUUGUGAUUGUUCUUUUUCUGAACAAAACCAGCUUACGAAACAUCUCCAAAAUCAUGUUCGUAUAUUGAAUUCAGACACAUUUCAAUGUUCAACUUGUAAGGAGUCAUUUUUUUCUAAUUCUGAUCUUGCAAAACAUGUAAAAAUUUGUGCUGAGAGGAAGCCUCAUGAAUGCAUUCAAAGUGCGAUUUCAUUGGCUACAAUAGAUGGUGAUAAGAUAUGUAGUGAAGGUACAGGAGAUUUAGAGCUUCGAUUUCCCUGUUCUCAUUGUAAUGAGAUAUUUUCUUCCAAGCGGCACUUAGACAGGCAUUUAGAUGGAAAAAAAAUUCAAGAUGAUAAAGUAGAGUUUCCACAAAAACCUUUCCAGUCCUCAAGUUGUGGUAGACGAUUUCUAUCUGAAUGUGGUCUUGCUGAUCAUAACCGAAAACAUGAAAGUAGAUCAUAUGAUUGUUCUUCCUGUAGCAAAUCAUUCAUAUCUACUAAAGAGAGACUAAGGCAUGAAAAGGAGCAUGGAGACCCAAAGUCUCUUGAAUGUCAGUAUUGCAGAAAGACUUUCACCUAUAGAGGUAAUCUAAGAAAUCACAUAAAGACUCACUCAAAUAAAAGACCCCAUGAAUGCCAACAUUGUGGCAAAAAAUUCAACCAUAAAGGUAAUUUUAAUGUUCACAUCAGAAUUCACUCUCAGGAGAAGCCGUAUGAAUGUACAUAUUGUGGUAAGAAGUUUAAAGUAGAAAGUUCUCUAAGUAGACACAUAAGAAUUCACACGAAAGCGAAGCCUUAUGAAUGCAAACACUGUGCCAAGAAAUUCAAAACAAAUAAUGGUCUUAGUAGACACAUUAUAAUUCAUACAGGAGAAAAAAAUUAUGUAUGUACAUACUGUAGCAAGGAAUUCAGCAAAAAAGACAAUCUCUUUUGGCACAUUAGAUAUCACACAAAAGAGAAACGCUAUCAAUGCCAGUAUUGUGGAAAGAAAUUCUUAUUUAAUAAUCAGCUCAAUGUGCACAUAAGGAGUCACACAAAAGAAAAACCUUAUCAUUGCCAGUAUUGUGGCAGCAAUUUCAGCACAAAAUAUGAUCUAAAAGUUCAUAUAAGAAUUCACACAAACGAAAGACCUCAUCAAUGCCAAUAUUGUGACCAGAAGUUCAUCACUAAUUCUAAGCUCAAUCAACACAUCACAGUGGUUCACACAAAUGAGAACCCUUUUUUGUGUCAGUAUUGUGGCAAGAAAUUCAACAAAAACAGUAAUCUUUAUAACCACAUAAGAAGUCACACACAGGAGAAGCUUCAUGAAUGUAAACAUUGUGGGAAGAAAUUCAGACUUAGCAGUCAUCUAAAUGAACACAUUAGAAUACACACCAAAGAAAAGCCUUUUGAAUGCACAUAUUGUGGCAAAAAAUUCAACAGAAAAUGGGUUCUGAAUACACAUGUUAAAAUUCACACACGGGAGAAAUCUUGUGAAUGAGAUUAUUGUGGCAAGAAAUUCAACACAAAAAGAUAUGAACGUAUUAGGUGUCUAAAUGAACAUUAGGAUUCACACAGAAGAGAAGCCUUAUUAAUGUGGUCUUGCUAAUCAGAAAAGAAAACAUGAAAAACAGAUCUUAUGAAUGUUCUUACUGGAGCAAAUGUCUUACAUCUUCAAAAGAGAGACAAAGGCAUGACUUAGGGAAUGGAGGCCGAAAGCCUCUUGAAUGUCAGUAUUUAAGGCGGAAAUACAGUCAAUGAAGUAAUCUGUUAAAAGAGAAUACAUAAGAGUUCACAAAAGUGAGAGACCCCAAAGAUAUUUUAAAUGAUCAUAUAAGAAUUCAGCACAAAUCCUAUUUCUGAAUGGAUAUUUUAGAAUUCACAUGAGAGACCCAUCUAUGCCAGCAUUGUAGCAAAAAAAAAAGAAAAUCUAAAGUUAUAAGCUAAGUGUGAACACAUCACAAUAGUUCACACAAAAAAGAAACCACAUGUAUGUGAGUAUUGUGGCAAGAAAAUCAGUCAAAAUUAUUUUUCUAACUAAACAAAUAAGAAUUCAUACAAAGUAAAAGCCUUAUGAAUAUAAUCAAUGUAGCAACAAAUUCAGCACAAAAAGGUCAUCUAAAUUACCUGUAUAUUAGAAUUCACAUGAGGUACAUCAUAUCAAUGUUAAUACUUUGUGGAAAGAAAUCAAUACAAAAUUGUGAUCUAAGCUAUUCAGUCCUUUCGCAUUUUCAUGAUAAAUCCAUAAUGCAAGAGGUACCUGAUCAAUCUUUUUUUAGCUAGAUGAAGAACAAGCAAGGGCCUAGGACACUACCCUGUGGGUCUCCUGACAGGCCAUCAAUACAAUUAUAUUUGAUCCUUGUAACAACUGUCAUCAAUAACUUAAGAGAUCAGAGAUCCCCUUUUGGGGACUCCUUUGGCACCAUAGUUGCUAAGCUCAUGGACCAAGAGUGAGUAGUUAACAUGGUCAAAAGCUUUGGUGAAAUCAAUAAUGAGAUAAUCUGUCUGCUUUUCCUGUGACAUGUGGUUGUAAAACAAAGCUCAUCUAAGAAUCUUGACAAUGGGGUCUCACAAGAUCUGUUCCCCUUCUUAUGCCGUGUUGCAUGUGAACACAAGACAUGAGUUUCCAGAUGGCACAUAAUGUGCAAGUUAGGAUUUUUUUACAGUACUAUCAUGCGCAUGUGCAUUGCAAAGUCAAGUAUCCUUCGCAUCAUUGUCAGUGCAAAUUUGACAUCAAGAACAAAAUAGAAAAACAAAUGAAAGUAUGAAAGAAGAUUGAACUCGUUGCGCUCACCCUAAAAUGUUUGUGGCCUCGACCGGCCUUGGCUCGAGGAUAAAGUCCAAGGACAAGGCUAAGGAUUUACCUCCGGCUUCGAGGAUGAAUUUGCGGCCUCGAGGCCAAGAUCAACCUUGAGACACACAACACUGUUAAACAAUGAAAAAGAUCUGAUGAAAAAAUGAGAAAUCCAGCUGUAGGGUUAUGAUAAUGCAAACAAUUUAACAAGUACUCCUCCUCCUUACAGCAUAUUUGCACCCUAUCCAUGUGGCAAAAGUUAUAGUCUUCCAUAUUGGUACAUGUAGAUAUAGAGUCUUCAUAUAUUUAACCAUUAGUUGGGUGACACUUAAAAUCGUGUAUGCUUUUCUCUUUGUUCAAUGCACAGCAUAUGGAUCUUGGCGAAAUAAGGAAGAAAGAGGAUAUAGGGCCCUUGGUGGAAACAGUGGAUCUUGUGAAUGUGAGACGGAAUCUACAGGAAGUGUGUGUUCACACUGUAAGAAGAAACUUGAACUAACCGGCAAAUGUGCCAAAAUGCUUCUUCAAUGUUUCUUUUGUGAUUGUUCUUUUUCUGAAGAGAACCAGCUUACAAAACAUCUCCAAAAUCAUGUUGGU
Lytechinus variegatus (green sea urchin) is the source of this 6137-nucleotide messenger RNA. Its product is annotated as zinc finger protein 271-like. Lineage: Eukaryota; Metazoa; Echinodermata; Echinoidea; Temnopleuroida; Toxopneustidae. Gene Ontology annotation, biological process: regulation of transcription by RNA polymerase II. The transcript has 7 exons. Bases 21 to 4250 code for a protein of 1409 amino acids. Gene Ontology annotation, cellular component: nucleus. The record is from RefSeq and is a predicted model, not a curated record. Gene Ontology annotation, molecular function: RNA polymerase II transcription regulatory region sequence-specific DNA binding; DNA-binding transcription factor activity, RNA polymerase II-specific.